Messenger RNA from Lactuca saligna, 642 nucleotides. The record is from the annotation of a GenBank genome assembly. NCBI's taxonomy places the organism in Eukaryota, Viridiplantae, Streptophyta, Magnoliopsida, Asterales, Asteraceae.
AUGGAAAGAUUUCAUCCUUGCCACAACCGACAUAAGUGCCGCCUGGAGGGCGCGUGGGAAGAUGGUGCAAUUAUUCAUCGUGCCGAAGCCGAGAUAUACUUGGUGAUGACCCUACGUGGUCAUUAUCGAGGCAAGCUUUGUCACCGGGAGGUUGACCUUGUAGACACUUUUCCUCCUCCUGUAUCUGAAAAACAUAUGCGGGAGCUCGUUGGAUUGCUCCCAGUAGAAGAGGGAAAUGUUGGUUCUAUCGAACCUGCCUCGUCUUCUCAGCUGGUUGUUGAGGCCAUUUUCCCAGUCUGUUUUCCGGCCUCUGCUUUUGCCGAUAUUCCUGUAGUGGAUCAAGCACAAAAAGAUACACUUCCUAUCUGGAAAAAACGAAGUAUGCGUGUGGUGUUGUUAUCGGACGAAGAGAUCAAAUCUGAUGACGUGGGCCUUCGUCCUCGUAAGAUGAGAAACACGGUAUUCGUGCCCAAGCAUCUUGGUGAUAUUAGGGAUGUUCUUGGUGAUGGGUUUCUGUGCUCAGGCAGAAAGAGAUGGUGGUGGUGCCCAGUUCUUCAAAGACAUUGCCUCCUUAGUGUAUUGAUUCGCUCACGAUUGAUCCUGGUGCUUGUUCUGUGCUUGGAGGUGCAUUGGGUGUGUUAG